CUUCUUUCUACAUCGACGCGCACAUUCGCGCUCGAUACCUUUUCCUCGUCCCCCCGUCGCUCCCAUCGGCCAGGGCUUCCCCUCGAUGUCAAUGGAAGGCUUGCCUGUAUUCUCGACAGCUUCAGCCGUAUUCGUCGUGGAGAGAUAGGCAAAAAGGAAGGAAUGUUCUUUCAAGGAAGGGUCACCGAGAUACCCAGGCGUGGGGUCUUUAUCGCUGUCAAGACAAAGGUACUUUGGUUACCGCCUUCUUUCAAGCACCGUACAAAGGGACGCGACACUACCAAAGAAAGGGCGGCAUAAAGAGAUUAGAUGGGAGAAAGAACCAACGGUUCUCCAGGCAUUCCUAUCUCUGCAGGUCCUGUCACCCACAUUUACGGACUCAAAAUCAUCAUACCUAACUCAGGAAUCAUGGGACGAUUAACCUCGAAUCGUGAACGCAGGCGUUCAACAGCUACCAACUCUAGCCCAAGGCACAACACGACUAUCAUCACGAAUGGAAACCAAAACGGUAGCGGUAGUGGGACUGGUAUCGGAAGUUUUCAAGACACCCGCACGGUGACGGAGAAUAGCAAUGGCGUCGAUCUCAACACCCAAGGAGUCUUUCCACCUUCCGCACCUAGGUCUCAAACAAAAGCAGACUUCGAUGUGCCACUCUCCUUUCCGAGUAUCAGCGAUAAUGGUAGUAUUGUGGGACCUCAUCGCACACCAAAGGACAGGAGGAAGACACAAUCGUUGAACGAAGACCAACCUUAUUCUCAUUACCAUACACCAAGAUCGAAAAAUUUAUCUUCGUUGUCAGCCACCUCUGUGACGCCGUCAAGUGUGUCGCCACAUCGAAAACCACGAACACGAAGAACAUCAUGUCCCUAUCCGAAAUCUCGGGUGAAACCUCCAAAAAGACUGAAGCUAUCCGUGGAUGACGCGAUGGACCUUGACGAACUUGUGAGUUCCAGGGAUCUAGAUGUCCAGAUGAAAUCCGACUCAGAGCUUAGACCUUCCGGUGCACGAAAUUAUAUGCACAGAGCACCCGUUGGUUCAGCUUUGGAGGACGUUGACAUGGAAGAACUGACGGGGACGAGGCAUCAUCAUCACCAAGUCGCAGUACCCCGAGAUUCAGAACUCGAAAUGCUACUUCGAGGGGUACUUGAAGAAACCCAUUCUCUACAGUCGCAUGUCCAGGGUCUCUUAAGGUUUGUGCAAUUGAGGGGUUCGAGUACAACACACAUGUCACAGGCGAACCUGAAGGUUGGAGGUCUAGUGAAUCGCAAUGUAAACGUAUCUAGGAAUUAAAAAGAGGCAUUGCUGCUUGCGCC
Marasmius oreades (fairy-ring Marasmius) is the source of this 1313-nucleotide messenger RNA. RefSeq lists its product as uncharacterized. Lineage: Eukaryota; Fungi; Basidiomycota; Agaricomycetes; Agaricales; Marasmiaceae. The coding region runs from base 310 to 1290 and encodes 326 amino acids. The transcript is spliced from 7 exons. The record is from RefSeq and is a predicted model, not a curated record.